UUUGUAUCUUCUUUGACUUGGAGAAAAAAAUUAGUGAGAAAUUAUUCUCUGGUUUUGGAAAUGGGGCUAGUGAAGAAUAUUUUUGGGAAAUAGUUGGAGAUUCUGCAAAUAAUUUACUUGUUUUUGCAGAAACAGUGAGUUCCAUUAAUCAGUCCCCAGAGAGAAUGGGAACAAUUUUAGACCUAUACGAUACACUGUUGUUUCUUUUACAAUACAUUGAUACCCUGUUUGACUUCGAUGCAGCAGAGGCUAUUCGAAAAGCCAUGAAGGUGACAGUGCCUCAACUCGAGAGUGAUAUAAGAAGGAUGUUAUUGGAUUUUGAGAAUUUCGCGAGCUUUCGACUAUACAAGAUGAGAGGGGUGCCACUCAUCCAUUGACAAAACGCGUGAUGAAUUAUAUCUCUCUCGUUUUAUGCAAUAAAAAGCUCCUCACAGAUUUGAUCAUAUCAAUGCCACCAUUAAAAUUUGGGGAUCAACUGAUUCUUGAAGGAGAAUUGAGGGAUCUCAAAGGCAGAAGUCAUUUGUCUCUUCAUUUGAUUUUGAUCAUUGCGGUUUUACAACUGAAUUUGAAGGGGAAAUCAGAGCAGCUCAGUCAUGUUCCUUUAAGGCAUUUGUUCAUGAUGAACAAUGUUCAUUACAUUGUAGAAAAGAAUGAAGAAUCCAAGGAGCUGCGAGAGAUUAUUGGCGAUGAUUAUAUGGAGAAACUGAUUAGGAAUGUUAAGCAAGCAAUGACUAGCUAUCAGGUGUCAAAACGUGCAUUGAGGAAAAGAUUGAAGGCCUUUAAUUCAGUGUUUGAAGAGAUUCAGACACUUCACACAAACUGGAUAGUACGCGAUUCAGAGCUCCUGAAUGAACUUCGUGCGUCCAUGGUUGACAAGUUGAUUCCAGCAUACAAGAAAUUCCAUGUUGAGGUUGAGAGAAACAGGGAAAUACACAAGAAAUACUUUCAGAAAAUAAAUAUAAAGCACUCAUUCGAAGAUCUCGAGGCCUUGGUCUCAAAGAAUCUGUUUUCAAAUUAUGAAAUUAUUGUUUAAGAGAAGGUAUUGGCAAGCUUGAAGUCCUAGAUUUCCUCUGUUGUUGAGUGUGGGUGUAGCAACCUAUUCCUACGGGACAGGAUGAUCGUCUAGACUUGAAUUUCAAAUAGAUCGUAUAAAUGAAUAUUGUUGUUA
This is a messenger RNA of Olea europaea var. sylvestris, 1168 nucleotides long. Its product is annotated as exocyst complex component EXO70A1-like. Gene Ontology annotation, molecular function: phosphatidylinositol-4,5-bisphosphate binding. NCBI's taxonomy places the organism in Eukaryota, Viridiplantae, Streptophyta, Magnoliopsida, Lamiales, Oleaceae. The transcript has 2 exons. Gene Ontology annotation, cellular component: exocyst. The record is from RefSeq and is a predicted model, not a curated record. The coding region runs from base 389 to 1033 and encodes 214 amino acids. Gene Ontology annotation, biological process: exocytosis.